Phyllostomus discolor (pale spear-nosed bat) is the source of this 2026-nucleotide messenger RNA. It is a transcript of the gene RPA4, whose product is annotated as replication protein A4. Gene Ontology annotation, cellular component: DNA replication factor A complex; chromosome, telomeric region; site of double-strand break. Lineage: Eukaryota; Metazoa; Chordata; Mammalia; Chiroptera; Phyllostomidae. The record is from RefSeq and is a predicted model, not a curated record. Gene Ontology annotation, biological process: double-strand break repair via homologous recombination; DNA replication; nucleotide-excision repair. The transcript has a single exon.
UGAAUGUGGAAGAACUUGUGAAAUUUUGGAAAGAAGGAGUCCAGGGAAGAUAGCGAAAAUGCCUUUUUAUUGGAUGGCAGGAGAGGCCUGAAAUUAUACACUGGCUUUUUAAAAUGUAGCAUUGACAAGUACUAGACAACUCCAAAGAAUUAUGGGAUGAGGAGAAAAGCUGGCAGGUCCUGACUGGCUGGAGGCAGUUGCAUUCUGGUAGCUGAUUGGAUCCAUGGUGACACAGAGCUGUGUGUAUCUUCACAAAUCAUGAAUUCAUUGUAACCCUUGGUAGAAGUGGAAGCUUGCUUGAGGAACUUGCUGAGUAGAGCCAAGUCAUGCCAACUCAUCUGCUUGUGCUUUGGUUAAGAUGAGUGGGAAUGGGUUUGGGGGCCAUGGUGGCCUCUCUGCCAUGAGUGGAGUCAGUGGCAACAGUGACAUACUAUUUCAGGGUGGCACAGCUCCUGUUCUGAGAGCUCGAAGAUCCAGGGCUCAAGUUGAGAACAUUAUACCUUGUUGUGUGAAUCAUCUGCUCACAAUCACUCCGGUGAAGAGUGUUUUCAAGGUUAGGGGAAUAGUAGUUUUCCAGGUUUCAAUCACAGGGAUCAUCAGAAAGGCAGAGAAAGUGUCAAAUUACAUUCUUUACAAGAUUGAUGAUACGACCACCAAGCCUAUUGAUGCCCACCACUGGCUAGGCAGAGGUAAAGCAAAAUAGGAGCUGACUCCGUAUCAGGUGGAAGUUUAUGCUACAGUGUUUGGUAUCCUCAGUGGUUCUGCAGAGGUGAAGAUCCUUGAGGUAUUGCAGAUCUGCAUCCUGGAAGACAUGAACGAGUUCACCUAACAUAUUUUGGAAAUGGUCAGUGUGAACUUUGGGCAGAGUGCACUUGUUGCUCCAUACAAAGUGGAUCAGCCUCCAGAGUAUAUUGAGGCCAGCCCUGAGUUCAUCCAAAAGGAUGUGCUGCAUUUAAUUCAUGAGUGUCCUCAACAGGAAGGUAAGAACAUUCAGGAGCUCCAGACCGAGCUUUGCAGCCUGAGUAUUAAUGCCAUCAAGGAAGCCCUUGAAUAUCUGAUGGUCCAGGGCCAUAUGUACCCCGAUGUGGAUGAACAUUUUAAAUCUGCUGAGUGAAUCAGCAAGAAGUUUUUACAUUUCCUGAAGAUACCUGCCUCCAACUGUGACGAAGUUUGACCUGUUGACUUUUAGGAAGUAGGUGUUUUUAACAAAAGAUCUCAACUGGCAUUCCUUUGGAACAUCUCAGCUUUUCCAACUGCUUUGAACUUUUCUGUUUUUCUAACGAUAUUUGAAGCUCAGAGGGAGAUCGAGGUGGAUAAUUGAUUGGACUUUUACAGUUUUUACCAGCAAGGAAAUGAAAAUAUUUUCAAUCAGUUGAAUUUUGGGGAGAAAAGAUACAGAAAAGGUUGAAAAUUAUUAUUUAGUUGCAUGGGAGCUUCUUGUUUCUGAAAUAUCUAUAUAUUAGGCAAAAAUAGAUGCAGUCAUGGAGCCAGCUAAGAGACAAAAACAAUUCUGUUGUUUUUACAUUAGACUUAUUUUCUGUUUUGAUUUGGCUUAUUGUAGUCAUUGCUACCUCUUGCUAAAUCUAGCAAUUAAUUUAAAUGUGCUAAAGAUAGCAACUUGUGAAUUCAAAUGCUUAGUUCCAGUGUUUAUUGAAUGAUUUAUUUUUCUUACUAUAGGUUUAUUUUUUAAAAAAAUGAAAUUAUACUGUGUUAGAAUAAUUGUCAGUUUUGAAUGCUUUUCAAAAAUGUGAUUGUUUAAUGGAUAUUUCUUCAAAUAAGAUGUGAUAUUUGUAUUAAAUUAUAAUCUGUUGUAGUUAUGUGGUACAUUGGUGCUUGAUUUCUGUAAGUUUGAUGUUCCAAAGAAUUAUUAAUAGUCCUGAAUGCUCUAUUUUAUAUAUAAUAAGCUUUCUUUCUUAUAGGUUAUACAAACAAACAAAAUGUAAUUAUAGGAAUAUUAAGCUUAGUAAGUUUAACUGAAAUUUACUUGAACAUUUUAUUAAAAUACUUUUGUAAACUCUUUGUUGUG